CCAGCAGACCGAUUGGGACAGCGGCAGCCUCUGCGGUAUAAAGGCCGGCUAUGGCGGCAGCGGCGGCUGCUGCUGCUGGGGGCCCCUGGCGGUGAGCGAGGUUCCUGCUCGCUACGAAGGAGACGCGCUGCGGAAGAGUCGCCGGGUCGGCUCCAUGGCCUUCAUUCGGAAGAAGCGGGAGGCGCAGCAACACCUCUACUCCAAGGAAAGGUUUUCCUUGCUACUCCUUAAUUUGGAGGAAUACUACUUUGAACAGCAUACAGCUAAUUAUAUUUUUAACAAAGAUGGCAAAGAAAGAAGGAAAAUCAGGGGAUCAUUAAAAAUCUGCUCAAAAUCAGUAAUAUUUGAACCUGAUGAAAUACGCCACCCCAUUAUUAAGAUUCCAUUGAGAGACUGCAUUAAAAUAGAAGCACUAGAGGACAAUGAAACAAAUAAUUCCUUCGCAAGGGCUAUCCCUGGACAGAUUUCUAUUUUAUCCAAUCAGGCUUUUCUCACUAAAGAGCAAAACAUCAUUGCACCCUUUAAAAUUGAAAGAGGUAAAACUGAAUACAUAUUUCAACUGGAUGUUGCUGGGAAAGUUGAAGAUGUUGUACAUGCCCUUCACCAGCUGUAUAGGGCAUCUCACCUGGACAAACUGGGGGACCAGGCUGCUAUGAUAACUGCUAUAUUGCAAUCACGUUUGGCCAGGACACCAUUUGAUAAGAACAGAUUUCAAAAUGUUUCUGAAAUGUUGCAUAUGGAAUGUAAAGCUGAAAUGGUCACUCCAUUGGUGACAAAUCCAGGACAUGUAUGCAUCACUGAUGCAAACCUGUAUUUCCAGCCUCUUAAUGGCUACCCUAAGCCUGUGGUUCAAGUGAUGCUACUUAGUGUCAGGCGCAUCUAUAAAAGAAGGCAUGGCUUAUUGCCCUUGGGUCUCGAAAUAUUUUGCACUGAAAAUGAUCUGUGUUCGGACAUCUAUUUGAAGUUCUACAACACUCAGGACAGAGACAAUGUCUAUUUCUACGUGGCAACAUAUUUAGAGAAUCAUGUUACGGAGCACACAGCAGAGAGUUACAUGUUACAGUGGCAACGAGGGCAUAUUUCAAACUACCAGUACCUUCUUCAUCUCAACAAUCUGGCUGAUCGAAGCUGCAAUGACCUCUCCCAGUAUCCUGUGUUUCCAUGGAUCAUAGCAGAUUAUUCUAGUUCAGAACUGGACUUGACAAAGCCUGAAACUUUUCGAGACCUCAGUAAGCCAGUAGGUGCACUAAACAAAGAGAGGCUGGAAAGACUAUUGGCACGUUAUCGGGAAAUGCCAGAACCAAAGUUCAUGUAUGGCAGUCACUAUUCUUCACCGGGUUAUGUUCUGUUUUAUCUUGUCAGAGUUGCACCAGAAUACAUGCUUUGCUUGCAAAAUGGAAAAUUUGAUCAUCCCGACAGAAUGUUCAACAGUAUUGCAGAAACCUGGAAGAACUGUUUAGAUGGGGCAACAGACUUCAAAGAGUUGAUUCCUGAAUUCUAUGAAAAUGAUUCCAGUUUCCUACUGAAUAGUCUGAAAUUGGACUUGGGGAAGACCCAAGGAGGAAAGAUGGUGGACAAUGUAGAACUUCCCCCUUGGGCAUCAGAUGCUGAUGAUUUCCUCCAGAAGAGCCAAGAUGCUUUAGAAAGCCCGUACGUGUCGGAACAUCUCCAUGAAUGGAUUGACUUAGUGUUUGGCUACAAGCAGAGGGGAAAUGAAGCUAUUGCAGCUCAGAAUGUAUUUCAUCCGUUAACCUAUGAAGGAGGAGUAGAUUUGAACAGUAUUAUGGACCCAAAUGAACGAGUAGCUCUGCUGACACAAAUCUUAGAAUUUGGGCAGACUCCAAAACAGUUGUUUACAAUCCCUCAUCCUCGGAGGAUUAUCCCGAAGUUCAAAAGUUUGUCUCGAACAUCUAGUCACAGCCUUUCUAUGACCGAGUCUCCAGUCUCUCCAGGUGAAGAAUCUUUUGAAGAUCUAACAGAAGAAAGUAUCAUGCUUGCUUGGAACCACAUGACCAAAUUAAAGCCAGAUGGGCAACACAAGAUUCACAGAGGGGCAGUCACUGGAAUAGCUGUGCCUUACAGUUCCAACUGGUCUUCUAUUUUUACUACAUCUCAAGAUUCAACCUUGAAGAUGUUUUCUGCGGAAUCAAAAAUGCUGCAGAGGAGUGUGUCCUUUUCAAACAUGGCUUUGUCAUCUUGUUUAAUCCUACCGGGUGAUACUACUGCUGUAUGUUCUUCCUGGGACAACAAUAUCUAUUUCUAUUCAAUAGCCUUUGGAAGGCGGCAGGAUACCUUAAUGGGCCAUGAUGAUGCUGUCAGCAAGAUCUGUUGGCACAAUGAUCGCUUAUAUUCUGCGUCUUGGGAUUCAACUGUAAAAGUGUGGCAGUGCAUUCCUGCAGAAUUGUUGGGCACUAAGAAGCAUUUUGAAUUGCUCGCUGAAUUGGAACAUGAUGUUAGUGUAAAUACAAUCAACUUGAAUGCCACACAUACCCUGCUAGCAUCAGGAACAAAAGAAGGAAUCAUUAGUAUCUGGGAUGUUACUACUGCCUCUGUCUUGCAUCAACUUGCAUGUCAUUCGGGCAUGGUCUCUGAUGCUGCUUUUAGUCCUGAUAGCCGGCACCUGCUAAGCACAGGAGAAGAUGGCUACUUUAAAGUGACAGAUGUACAAACUGGAAUGAUUAUCUCUUCCAUCGCCUCAGAGCAGCCCCAAAGAUGUUUCAAGUGGGAUGGGAACACUGUCUUAUCAGGAAGUCAAUCAGGAGAAUUGUUGGUUUGGGAUAUUGUUGGAGGAAAAAUAGUAGAAAGAAUUGCAGGACAUACAGGUGCUGUGACAUGUAUGUGGAUGAAUGAACAAUGCAGCAGCAUAAUCACUGGAGGGGAGGACAGACAAAUCAUGUUCUGGAAACAGCAGUAUUAAGUGCCUUCUUACUCAUACAUAUGGCUAUUUUAAACCAAACUUUUAAAAGGACCUUCCACAUGUAAUCAUGCCUGCUGCAGUUCCAAGAGCUUUGAUUGCUUCUAGCUUGUUAUGUAGCUGAAAGCUCUUAACUAUUACAAUGUUGAACUACAGUAUGCACUUGUAUUGAAUGUUCUUGCAGCUUUAAAUGCUUAUCAAAAUACUAAGCUGAAAAUAAAGACUUAUUUUUCUGUAACCAAA
This is a messenger RNA of Rhineura floridana, 3157 nucleotides long. RefSeq names its product neutral sphingomyelinase activation associated factor (gene NSMAF). The transcript has 31 exons. Gene Ontology annotation, molecular function: protein binding. The record is from RefSeq and is a predicted model, not a curated record. Bases 155 to 2917 code for a protein of 920 amino acids. NCBI's taxonomy places the organism in Eukaryota, Metazoa, Chordata, Lepidosauria, Squamata, Rhineuridae.